CCAGAUGACAACUAAUAAUCUCCCCGUUAUAAGUGUAACUGUAAUUAAUAAAAUGGUUAAUUGGCUUCUUGCGAAAUUCCGUUAGACACAAAAUGCAGUUGAGGCGACGGUAAGAAAUUUAAAAGUCAAGAACCCCUUUGGCGCAAAUGGCAUUUCUCCACUCGGCAUUCGAUGUCAAAUACCACCAAAGCCGCCACGCCCCAGCGUUAUACCAAGCCGAACCUCCCUAAACCCGACAGAUCGCCGCAUCUCCCCGCCGGUCUGUCGACGGAUCCGCUCCUCCGGGAUGGCGCUUUCAUUUCCCCCGUUUCCGGCUCCUCCGGGGGCCAAGCCAUUCCACCACCGGGCGACAAUCAGCAGCGCAACUCCCCCUCGGCUAACGGAACGCCGGAAUCUUCUCGAUCGCGGUCGAGAGUGUCGGAGACGAGCUGGUUGCCCCCUGGAUGGGUGGUGGAAGACAGAGUCAGAAGUUCGGGUGCGACGGCUGGGACGCGAGAUAAGUACUACUAUGAUCCUGUCUCGCGCCGCCGGUUUAGGUCCAAGCGAGAGGUGCAGUAUUUUCUGGAGACGGGAAGCGUGAAGAAGCAAAAAAGAGCAGAGAACUCUGAUGCUAAUGCUAAUUCUGCAGAGGGCUCCAGUACUCAGAAAAGCAAGACGCCUAAAAAGGAAGCUAGAGUAGCUUCUCAUUUGGACUUCAAUUUUUCCAAUGUGCCCGAUAGUGUUGAAUGGAUCCUAGCAGAUGCGAAUAAAGGUACAUGGACGCCGUUUGUCGCAGGUAAAAAGCCUCCUGAUUCCGAGAGGCAAAUAUGGAAUGUUACUUUCAAAUAUCUGGCGGCUAGAACUGUAGAAUAUACAGCAAAAGGGAAGCAUCCCAAAUGAAGCACAUUCCCUCUCUCGGUGGUAGCUUUUGCUGUUUGGGGUAUCUUCCACUUCAUUUUCCCAUCCCCUCCGCCAGAGUUUGUUUCAGCUCGCUCCCAUGGAUGAUACUCCCCCAUUAGAGUCUGUAUUUUAGUAUCUAGCGAGGUCUCCUCAUUCACCAAUGUAAUAUUGACUGUAUCCUUAGAACUCUCCAGGAGUACCUGCUAGCAGUGUAAGGAUCCUGCAGAUGGUUUUAUUUUCAGCUUUGCUGAAACUAGAGACUGCGAUUUAGAUGUUUUUGUGUAGCUUUGAUCGCGUUAAGGGUCGGGGGGAAGAGGAAUAGAACCAGCUGCUUUGCUCUUCAAAGUGAGCAGAAUGAUAGUUUUUGAUGACCAGAGUCUGGUGUGGGCACAAGUCUUCUUUCUUGUUGACCAGAGUAUGGGGUUCAUUUUGUACCUGUGUAUCUGUAUUGGGGAAGUUUUUGUUGACCAGAGUCUGGUGUGGGCACAAAUGUUCUUUCUUGUUUGUCUCGCUUCUUUUUUUGUUAGUUAUGUACUGAAUUCAUUUUUAUUGUUUGAUCAUAUGCUUACUCUAUGUUGACUCAUCUCAGCUUCUGUCAUGGUCUCAGUUAAGUUGUAAAGUGUUAGCCUGAAGAUAGUCUUAAACUUUAGUAUCCAUGCUUAGCUUUGCCUAUACCUGAAGUUGGCAGUGUUGAACUUUUAGGAUUCAUGUUGAUGGGUGGUAAGACCCACAGCAAGCAUUGAAAAAAAGGGGGAAAAAGGAAAAAAAGGAGGGGAAAGCCUACAAUAGGGGAGGAUAAAAAGGCUAAAAAGGA
Linum trigynum is the source of this 1693-nucleotide messenger RNA. The record is from the annotation of a GenBank genome assembly. Lineage: Eukaryota; Viridiplantae; Streptophyta; Magnoliopsida; Malpighiales; Linaceae.